CUCGGCAGCAAAUAGAUAGGCGUCCUGCAUGAUUGAAUUCAAAGUGGCUGAUGCCAAAAUUUCUGCAGAGGCGCGGCAAAAACUGGCUGAGAGGAGCGAAGCAGCCGGGAUCAGUGCUGCUGAGAGCUGCCACGCUGCGCUGCGAACAGUCUCUCUGUGAGCUGGAGGCGAGCUGGAGUUUCUGAGGUGAUACAGGAACAGCGAGACGCGAAGCCCCUCUCCCUGGUUUGAAGGGAUAAAAAAGAAGAAGAGCCGAAAAUAUAGUCCGAGUGUUCGUCAAAGCCGAGGACGCAGCGCUAUCAGAGAGCAACGGAGGCUGACGCCAGACAAGUACAAAGGAGAAACGAGCCGCCGAGUUCAAGUUAUCCCUGCGCCUCGCUCCAACGGUCUGCGCUGAUGGCAUCCGUACUUGGAAACAACAGCCGUGCGUCGGGGGCUCAGGGCGGCCAGGUGAAAUGCAAGCUGAGAAGGAGGAGGAGGAGGCGAUCCAAGAGAAAAGUAAAUCCCUCUCCCAUCCAUCGAUUCCAGGAUCCUUUAGGGGCCCCUUCUAGGAGAGACCGACAGGCUUAUCUUGCAAAUCCUUUAAAAGAGAAAGUCAGUAUGCUGUCGGCAUUGAUCGCUCCCUUCAAGUACAUAAGCCCUGGGACCAGCAGCACAGAGGACGAGGACAGUUUAAGCACCAGCAGUGCAGAGGUGAAGGAAAACCGCAAUAUUGGUAACUUAGAGGAUCGCUCCAUAGGUCCCGGGGAGUGUCAGUCAACAAGAAGCGGGAGCUCUGGUCUGAAGAGGAAACGGCCACUGGAGGAAGACAAUAACGGGCACCUGUGUCAACUCCGUCUGAUCUAUAAGAAACUGUCCUGGUCUGAGGCUCCAAAGAACGCGCUGGUACAGCUGAAUGAGCUGCGGCCCGGCCUGCAGUACCGGAUGGUGUCUCAGACGGGCCCCGUCCACGCUCCCGUCUUCUCCAUCGCCGUGGAAGUCAACGGGCUGACCUUUGAGGGCACAGGCCCCACGAAGAAGAAAGCCAAGAUGAGGGCCGCAGAGCUGGCCCUCAAGUCCUUCAUCCAGUUCCCCAAUGCUCCUCAGGCCCACCUAGCCAUGGGAAACAUUUCAAACCCUUCAGCCGACUUCACCUCAGACCAGGCCGACUUCCCCGACACGCUCUUUAAGGAGUUUGAGUCUUCGUCGUGCUCCGACCGCCUCUCGCUCUGCAACUCGGAAACCGAAAGCGAGUUACUUUCCAGCGAGCUGCUCAGACACGGGCGGUUGCUGCGCCACACCUUGGACCUGAUGGUGCAGGCGCAGCAGAGGCUCGGUGGAAUUGUCCAAGAGCCCGAGGCCCCUAAGAGCCCCGUGGCUGUGCUCAAUGAGCUGCGGCCGGGCUUGCGCUACGCCUGUCUUUCGGAGCGAGCCGAGGGCCGACGACUGCGCAGCUUUGUGAUGGCUGUGCGCGUGGACGGGCGGAUUUUCGAGGGCUAUGGCCGCAGCAAGAAACUGGCCAAGAAUCAGGCAGCCCAGUGUGCUCUUCAGGCCCUCUUCAACAUCAGGACGGCACCCGAGGGGAGAACAGGUCUCAAAGCCAGCAGGCAGAGUUGUCCUCAUUUACCCCAGGACUUUGCUGAUUCAAUAUUCCACUUGGUGAGGGAGAAGUACCGGUCGCUGGUGGGCGGCUGCAGUCCUGCGCACGCUCGGCACAAAUCCCUGGCAGGCAUCGUAAUGACCCGAGGUCUGGACCUGAGGCACGCCCAGGUGGUGGCGUUAUCUACUGGCACCAAGUGCAUCAACGGAGAGUAUCUGAGUGAUCAGGGACAAGUAGUCAAUGACUGUCACGCUGAAGUCACAGCCCGACGAGCCCUGCUACGCUUCCUCUACUCCCAACUUGAACUCUUCUUGAGUAAAAGGCCGGAGGACUGGGAGGAGUCGAUAUUUGUGCACCACAAAGAGUGCGGCUACAGGUUGAGAGACAACAUCCAUUUCCACAUGUACAUCAGCACCUCGCCAUGUGGAGACGGGAGGCUCAACUCUCCAUACGAAAUCACCGCUGACCUGCACAGCAGCAGACACUUAAUGAGGAAGCAUCGGAGUCACCUGCGGACCAAAAUCGAGUCGGGCGAGGGGACGGUGCCGGUGCGUUGCCGGGGACCCGCCCAGACCUGGGACGGUGUCCUUCAGGGUGAACAUCUCAUCACCAUGUCCUGCACAGACAAGCUCACCAGAUGGAACAUCCUGGGCCUGCAGGGGGCAUUGCUGAGCCAUUUUGUGGAACCAGUGUACCUGCAUAGCAUGACCGUUGGCAGCCUGCGUCACACGGGCCAUCUGGGCAGAGUUCUGAACCAGCGUCAGGAGCGCCUGGGCCCACUGCCUGCCACAUACAGACGCAACCAGCCCCUGCUCAGCGGUUUGAGCAGUGCUGAUUAUCAGCAGCCGGGGAAGGCGUCAUGUGUGAGCGUCAACUGGACAUUGGGUGACGCACAGUUGGAGGUGGUCAACACCGCAACUGGACGGAGACGAGACUCAGGGACACCCUCGCGUCUCUGCAAGCACGCCCUGUUCACCCGCUGGAACAGAUUGUACCGCAAGUUGGGGAUCCACCCGUCCAGCUCGGCGGACCGCCAGCUCAUGUACGGCGAGGCCAAGAUGGCGGCGCGCCCUUACCAGACAGCGAAGCAGCAGUGGUUCAGGUCUCUGCAGGAAAUGGGCCUCGGCACCUGGGUCAAAAAACCCCCAGAGCAGGAGCAGUUCCUGCUGUCGGACUGAGUGAGAGAGUGUGUGUGUGUGUGUUUGUUUAACCAUCUCUUGUUUUUUAGGGUCCAAUGAGUCUAUGUUUCACAACCCAGUUUAACCUCUAAACUCAAGGCUGUCAGCCCAGCAUGUGUGUGUGUGUCUGCAUUUCAUUCUACACGUACACCCAGGACGACAGGCGGAAGGUUAACUGGACGGCUGAAAAGAAACGGGACACGAGGGUGGAGUUGGUGUUCUUUAAGCACACAAACACACAAGUUUAAGCAAACACCCACCUA
Molecule: messenger RNA, 3020 nt
Organism: Oreochromis aureus
Lineage: Eukaryota; Metazoa; Chordata; Actinopteri; Cichliformes; Cichlidae
Gene: adarb2
Product: adenosine deaminase RNA specific B2 (inactive)
Exons: 11
Coding region: 397-2757 (786 amino acids)
Biological process (GO): RNA processing; adenosine to inosine editing
Cellular component (GO): cytoplasm; nucleolus
Molecular function (GO): double-stranded RNA binding; tRNA-specific adenosine deaminase activity; double-stranded RNA adenosine deaminase activity
Source: RefSeq, a predicted model, not a curated record